This is a messenger RNA of Exophiala oligosperma, 2384 nucleotides long. RefSeq lists its product as uncharacterized. The record is from RefSeq and is a predicted model, not a curated record. The coding region runs from base 685 to 1953 and encodes 422 amino acids. Gene Ontology annotation, cellular component: inositol phosphoceramide synthase complex. Gene Ontology annotation, molecular function: inositol phosphoceramide synthase activity. Gene Ontology annotation, biological process: inositol phosphoceramide metabolic process; sphingolipid biosynthetic process. The transcript is spliced from 3 exons. NCBI's taxonomy places the organism in Eukaryota, Fungi, Ascomycota, Eurotiomycetes, Chaetothyriales, Herpotrichiellaceae.
CCCUUGUAAUGCUACUAGGCUCUUCAUAGGGACAACUCGUUGGGUUUUUUGCUGCUCCGCCUCGUUUCGUUUCUCGGGGGCUAAACUUCAGGUGGCUUAAUUUUGCCCGCACCUCUAAUCCUCAAUCAUCAAUUCCACAUCCCUUCGACGCCGUCACGCCUUGAUUUCUCUACAACCAUUCUUCCUUCCCUCCAACUUAACAUCUUCCACCCAAUUCAACCGUCCAUUCUCUUUUGGCAUCAUCAUAUACCUUCUUUUAAUCCUCCUCUUUUUCUGAAUCCUGGUAGCUGGCGACUCGUUCUCUCCCAACCCCGGCCUCUUGUCGACACGUGGUGGUGCGCCCUUUUUCUUCCGCCGCGAAUCUCGUCCAGAAACGACACGCGUCACGAGUAAUUCGCCAUUUACGCUCCGGGACGACCUCGAUAACCACUCGAUCGAAUUUGUUGAAGAGAUUCCCUCGAUAGCGUUGGAACUUCUCAUCACAUUCUUUGCCGUCAGAUUCCACUGUUCCAAUCUCGAGCUGAAACCGACUUGUCAUCUUCGAAAUUACGCCACCUCACGUGACCGGUCAGCUCGACACAGCACACGUGUGAAAACCCGCCGAGGAACACCAAUCUUUUUGUUGAAUCGCCUUCCGACUCAUGAUAUCGAUUAUUCAUUCAUAAUACCAGACCCCUAUAGACCAUGGCAACUGCUGCUGUCAAUGUCACCGAGGCCGCGGUGGCCGCACAGCCCAACAUGGGCGGCGCUCAGUUCGCCUCUCAUGCUUGGGUUGAGCCCAUUAUUGUCGUUUCGAUCAUGAUCACUUCAUUGACGGUCAAUCGAAAACGAAACUUUCGCAUUCUAGAUUCCAGUCGAGGUCGAUCACCGACACGGUCUCUCCUACCACACGAAAGCCAGGAAUUCUCACCCGACAGCCUGGCCGAUUCAGAUUCCUAUCUGACUGGUGAAUCUGAUGUCCUGAACUCGUCCAAAUUCCCGCCAAAGAAACGCGACUGCUGUGGGAUGGUCGUCCGUACUCCCAACUCGUCCCGAUUUUCCGACCACGUCCACAGUCGGAUCCUACAGAAAUUCCCCUUUCUCAUCGAGAUGUUUUAUUGGGUUCUAAACCUGUUGUUCUACGUGCUCACCAAGGCCAUCGCUCAACUUACUUUGUCUACAAAUGACGGUCUCCGCGAGCUCGCCCAAGAACACGGUAUUCUAAUUUUGGACAUCGAACAUAAAUCUUGGUUAAGCUUUUUGUUCCCGAUCCAAGAAGCCGCAUUCCAAGGGUGGUUCUUACACGGACAUCUCACAGCCAUUACAUUUCUCAACCGGAUUUAUUCUCUUGUACACAUACCUGGCACCGUCGCCUUCCUCUCCUGGUACUAUUACGCAGCCCCCAACCACGCCACCUUUGCAACAGUCCGUCGUACCAUGACUUUGGGGAAUUUCGCCGCCUUUUCCAUCUUUACGGUUUUCCCGACCAUGCCUCCUCGAUUACUGCCUGAAGAAUUCGGUUUCCACGAUACUGUCCGACAGGCCAACGCCGAAUCGGUCUGGGUGGGUGGAAACUAUGUCAAUCAACUGGCGGCCAUGCCCAGCCUACACUUCACCUACGCCUUUGUCAUCGGGUGCACCUUCUUAUACCACUCCGGACUGUUCCGACGCGCGCAACGUAACGAGCCACGAAAAUCCAUGUUUACGCAAAUCUUCUACUUGGUCAUGGGUAUCUUUUACCCCUUGUUGGUGCUGACGGUGAUUGUGGCGACGGCCAACCACUAUUGGCUCGAUGCCGUGGUGGCCAUGUUGACCACCACUUUGUCUCUGUUAUGCAACAAAAUUUGGAUGUUCCUACUCCCGGCCGAGGAUGUGUUGUGUUGGAUAUUGAGGGUCGAGAAGCCCGUGCCUACUACCGGAGAUAGAUUGAAGGGAGGAAGAUACUUGCCUGUCAAGGAUGAGGAAGAAGUAUGAAAAUCCCGGCCAGGCUAGUAAACUUGGGGAUGCGGAUGACCCUUGGAGCAGCAACGAAACAAGAACAAGAACGAGAACAACAGGCAUCUUGGAUAUAAAUCUAAAUUUUGGGCUGUUGGGGUGGAGUUGGAAGAUAAAGGAGGGUAACAAAAGGACCAGGGCGAAGCGUUGACUUGUGUGUCGAUUGCAUUUGGAUUGUAUGAUUGCAUCACACAACAGAUCCAAAGGCGAAGAGGGGAGAUAUCUCAACCUUUGUAUAAAAAAGGCAACCUUCCAGGGUUGGUAGGGCAAAGGAGUAUUUGGGAACCUAGGUGCUUACCCACAAACCUAAGGUACAGGAUACCAUCAUGAGCAAGCUUCUUUUGGGGAAGCAUUAAUGAUUCCUUUUUUUGAAAUGAAAAUGAAAAUGAAAAAAACAAAUGAUCAAGAAA